AUGUUCGACAGCAAACACGAGACGAUGAUCAUGAUCCGCGGGGAUUCUAUCCUGGGAGGUUGUUGUUUCCGUCAAUUCCAGACGCACUUCAUCGAGAUAGCUUUCUUAGCUGUGCGGUCAGUACACCAGAUACAAGGCAAUGGGACGAGGUUGAUGAACCACAUGAAAGAGUACGCAAAGUCGAUCGGUGUGCACUACUUCCUCACGUAUGCUGAUAAUCAUGCUAUUGGGUAUUUCAAACGCCAGGGCUUCACGAAGCACCUUUCCUUCCCGAAAGCUCAGUGGAAUGGGUUCAUCAAAGAUUACGAUGGUGGGAGCCUCAUGGGAUGCAGACUUUUCGAAAAUGUCAACUACUUAGAACUCGGCACUUGCCUUGAAGAACUUGCUCAGAAGGUCUGGGAUGACUUGAUGUAUUGCAGGCCACCGGAAGAGGCAUUUGACGGUUUGGACUUCAGCGACGGGGUCGCGAAAAAUCCCAUGUCGAUUCCAGGCGUCAUGGAGUGUGGGUGGAUACCCGAACUCGAUGAAGUGCACCAGAGCAACCGGCAAAGUACGUUACAAGGACAGAUGUCUGCCAUUAUCACCUCUGUGUCGAAGAAACCAUUCGCUUGGCCCUUCCGGGAACCCGUUAGUCUCAGAGAAGCACCGAAUUACUAUGAGAUCAUCACGAAGCCGAUGGAUCUUCAAACGAUGAAGAAUAAGUGUGACAGUGGUCAGUACCAAACCCGUGAGCAGUUUAUUGCGGACGUUGACCUCAUGCGGGAUAACUGCAUUACAUUUAACGGCAGAAACAGCGAAUACACAGAGCGGGCGAAUGAAGUUCACGAGUAUGUUGUAUCACGGGCGAAGAAACUUGCUUGUUACAUCAGCGAGGCAUCUGUGCGAAGUGCUCACACAUCUCGAGCGACCACUCCGGAAAGUGCAGAAAAAGACACUAUCACGUAA
This is a messenger RNA of Perkinsus marinus ATCC 50983, 945 nucleotides long. RefSeq names its product Histone acetyltransferase GCN5, putative. Gene Ontology annotation, molecular function: protein binding; histone H3 acetyltransferase activity. The record is from RefSeq and is a predicted model, not a curated record. NCBI's taxonomy places the organism in Eukaryota, Perkinsozoa, Perkinsida, Perkinsidae. The transcript is spliced from 13 exons. Gene Ontology annotation, cellular component: histone acetyltransferase complex. Gene Ontology annotation, biological process: chromatin remodeling; positive regulation of transcription by RNA polymerase II. Bases 1 to 945 code for a protein of 314 amino acids.